Molecule: messenger RNA, 9326 nt
Organism: Neofelis nebulosa (Clouded leopard)
Lineage: Eukaryota; Metazoa; Chordata; Mammalia; Carnivora; Felidae
Gene: QTMAN
Product: glycosyltransferase like domain containing 1
Exons: 14
Coding region: 465-1919 (484 amino acids)
Molecular function (GO): glycosyltransferase activity
Source: RefSeq, a predicted model, not a curated record
UCGAGGCCGCAGCGGCCGCAGGCCGGGAGGGGCGGCGGCAGCGGCGGCGGCCGCGGGGGAGGGGCACGGCGUCAGCGCGUCGCCGGCUGGGCCGCGCCGGUGGCCAGGAGGGAGAGACAAGGAGGAGGAGGAGGAGGAGAUUAUGUGUACCCCGAGUGUUGAAACUGAAUCUGUGCUCUUCCUGGUGGUGUUCUCAGCACUCAGUACAGUGCCUGGCAAAUAGCAGGUGACACUGAUGAUAAAAAUCCGUUCAAGAAUUUAGAUGUGACAUCUGCAGCAGGUUCAGAUCUCUCAGCUGUAAGACAAACUGGAUACUUCGUAAAGAUUUUCAUCUGUUAUGCACAGAGCCAAAAUCCGUUACUGAAAUUGUCUGGGUUGUGCUUUAAGAAGACUAUAGGGAAGAACACAUUUUCUUCUUGCCACAAAAGUUGCAAUAGAAAAUCUGUGAAGUCUUAAAAGGACCGAUGAGUAUUCUCAUCAUUGAAGCGUUCUAUGGAGGGUCCCAUAAACAGCUGGUGGAUCUGCUCCAAGAAGAGUUAGAAGACUGUGUCCUUUAUUCCCUUCCUGCAAAGAAAUGGCAUUGGAGAGCACGCACAUCGGCUUUAUACUUCUCCCAGAAUAUUCCCAUCAGUGAACAGUACAGGAUCCUCUUUGCAAGCUCAGUGCUGAACCUGACUGAGCUGACUGCCCUUCGGCCUGACCUUGGGAAGUUGAAAAAGAUUCUGUACUUCCAUGAGAACCAAUUGGUAUAUCCUGUCAAGAAAUGUCAGGAGAGGGAUUUUCAGUAUGGAUACAACCAAAUUCUCUCAUGCCUGGUGGCUGAUGUGGUGGUAUUCAACUCGGUUUUUAACAUGGAGUCAUUUCUCACCUCUAUUGGAAAAUUUAUGAAGCUGAUUCCUGAUCACAGACCCAAGGAUCUGGAAAGCAUCAUCAGACCCAAGUGCCAAGUUAUUUACUUUCCCAUCAGGUUUCCUGAUGUGAGCAGGACCUUUUCUCUUCUCAUUAACACCUCCACCAGAGUUGGAGCUGGGGAAGAGAAAGGGAAUGUUCAGACAUGUGCCUAUUUGCAUACUCACUCUCUUGAGUUAAUGCCAGGACGGCAGCACAUUCUGUCCAGUUCAAUAGAAAAGCCAGUUUCACCGCAUCGAUUCAUGCCCAAGCACAAAACAACCCAUCUACAGAAGAUUCUCAACCUUAAAGGAAAUGGUGGUGCUGCUCCAUCGAUGGCCCCUGCUUUCCACCAGGAGAAGAAAGGUUCUGAGAAUCUACUGAAGAAUUUUAAUUCAGAGUCUGGACCCUGUAAUGCUGCACAACAAGAAAACCUGGGUAGCUCAUUAACGCAGGAGCCAGACUUGAGAAUGUGCCACUCAUCAGAUAAUUCGAGCUCUCUUCAUGAGGAAGAUAAACAAAAUACGACUUCUAGUCCCUGUGACAUUUUCGGUGGAAUUGACGAUCCACAAAGACCACUGCACAUUGUGUGGCCUCACAGGUGGGAACAUGAUAAAGAUCCAGAGAGUUUUUUUAAGGUAUUAAUGCACCUUAAGGACUUAGGACUCAAUUUCCAUGUGUCUGUCCUUGGAGAAACCUUCACAGAUGUCCCAGAUGUAUUUUCAGAGUCCAAAAAGGCAUUGGGAUCGUCUGUCAUACACUGGGGCUACUUACCCAGCAAAGAUGACUAUUUCCAAGUACUGUGCACGGCUGAUGUUGUCAUCUCAACAGCUAAGCAUGAAUUCUUUGGAGUGGCGAUGUUGGAAGCUGUGUAUUGUGGUUGCUACCCACUUUGUCCCAAAGAUUUGGUUUAUCCUGAGAUAUUUCCAGCUGAAUAUCUGUAUUCUACACCUGAACAGCUUUCAAAAAGGCUCCAGAAUUUCUGCAAGAGACCAGAUAUUGUAAGAAAACAUCUUUAUAAGGGCUGCUGAUCACCAUUUCUCACUAAUUCCUGUAACAUUACAAACUCAAGAUGGAAAACCAUAGUUCUGGAAACUCCCUUUUGAAAGGUAAUGGGAGGAAGAAAAAGGAUGAUGUUACAUGAGCCAGUCCUCGCAUCUUGGAAAAUUCAGAGCCGUGUGGUAGAGCACAGAGCUGUCUGAGCUCCUAGCCACAGUACCUAUCUCCCAUACUGGCACCUGUUCCCUUUCCUCUUGAAGACAGGGUGAAUUGUGGACUCUGUCCUUCAUUGCGAUCCAUGGGAGGGAGUUCUCUCUCAUGUCUUUGGAAUUCCUAGCUGUACUUGAGGUAUGUAUGACUUCAGGGACCAGGAUCCUCUCUCACCCUACUGGGCCCAUUUCCCCUCAGUGGAAUGUGAGGUCAGUGUCUUCAGGGACCCUCCCAUUAUCAUUACCCAAGUGAUGAUGCCUUCUUCUCCCUUGCAACUCUAUGGUUAUGAGUUUCAACCCUAAGACAGGUUCAUAAUUGUUCUCACAAAUGAAUAUGAGGAAUUGCUUCUCCUUGGGAGAUACUCCAAGAUGCUUGUUACUCUCCUAACAGUUACUGCAUUUUUAAAUAGCUGACCUAAGGUGGUGUGCUAGAAGGGACUUCUGGGAAUACUUGAGCGAUAUGUUUCUCUUAGGAAUUUGAAGUCCUUUAUAUUUCACAAUUUAAGAUUUCCGUGAUCACCUCACAAAUGAGAAAAUUAAGGGGUCGUCUAAAGGCAUAUUUAGGAACCAGACUAUGUUGUAGAAACAGAGACUUUUUGUAUAAGCCUUCCCCUCCAUGGGAUGGUGUCAUUGUCACCGAUGUGUCUUUCAGGAAGCACCAAGGUCAGUGUGCAUGACUAUUGGACCCCUAGGCAAGAGAGUGCAGGGGGUAGCAGGGAGCUGCUUUGUGGCCUAGGUUGUUGGUCUUGAAAGAGGCAGGAGAGACCAUGCAGUGAAGCCAAUGUUGUGUCUUUAUUGUUACUAUUACUGCACCUGCCGGGAGGCAUUCAGCCUCCACAUCCAUCAUAGGACCCACCAUGCCCUGUGGUCUUUACAUGCGGCUUUAUGCAUAUAGGUACCUUCCCUGGCCCUCCUGGUAAGCAUUUGCUUUUGAAACCUUUGGAGAAACUGAGGGCCUAAAGAGAAGCCCAGUUGCCGUGGGUCCCCUGGUAGUAGAGGCAGGUGUAGAAACAGCUUCUUGCAGAAGGCCACGGUCAAUUCAAUUGGUGGAGACCACCCUUGAGGGAAAGGGGCAAAUCUCUCUCUCUCUCUUUUCCUCCCCUCCUUCUUCCUUCUGCUUCUUCUACUGGCAGAAGGAACAUGGGUCGAUAAGUUGCCAGUACCUUUCCGUAGAUUUAUUUCAUGUUACUCCUGGCCACAUUUGUAUUCUAAGUGACCAUAGAGGGAGGAAUGUAUAAGAAUUGAUACCUGGCACUAAAAUUUCAGACUCUCUGGCACCUGCAGUACUUCUGGACAGCUGAGCCUUCUCUGUUGCCUUUCACCUCAUACCAUGAUGAAGUUGCUUAUCCACAUAGAUGGGAGGCUGGCCCUUUAUCCAGAAGCAGCCCCCACGAUCUCACCUGGUGCACAGAGGGUCUAGGAUACAGGGGGCAGGUGGCAUUGGCGGCAGAGGCACCUUUAAUUGUGCAGGAUAGGGACUGCUUCCUCUCAUCCCCAAAAGAUAACCCAGAAAUUAUAUCCUGAAACUUAUUUCCCCAGAAAGAAAAGGAAGGGGAGGGAUAACUUAAAAAGAAGAUACUUCUAAUAUGGUAUUAGACUGUAAUUCAUAGGGAAAUUUAUGCCUGAGAUAUGAAUUUCUGAAAAUAGGGUUUUUUUUAAAAAAGGAGAAACACUGACACAUCCUUAAUUAUAGAGUAAUAAAUACCAAUGGUAUAUUAUCUUCUGAUAUUUCCUUACACAGAUAUCAAAGCAUGCAGCUGUUUUUGAAAACUGAUAAUCAAGUACAAUGUAAGUAUAUUACAUCUUGUACUUACAACACACCCUUCAACUAAGCAACCUCAUGGAGUACUUCACAGUGAGAACCAGAGCCGCUCAUAGUAGAAGCCUAACUGAACAAAUUAGCCUUGAAUUGUAACUUAAGAAUCGUAGUCAAACCGAAAUGCCUGUCCUUGCCAGGAAAGGCAUUCCAAAGGAAAAGAGCAUGCCAAGUAAAAAGCCUUUGCCUCAGGAUUAUGGAGGCAGUUCUCAAAAGCCAGCGUAACUUAAUGAUCAAUCAGAAAAAUAUAGAGCAGUAACUACACAACAAGAAAGAUAUGUAAAAAUUGUACAAAGCGUUAACAGUGAAUGGGGAGGUAGAGUGGGAUUUUAACAGAAAGUAUUACACUCUUAGAAAGCUCUAUUUAUUGCUUUUAAUCCAGGCAGCAAAAGAAAGACCAACAUGGUCAAAGAAAAGUAUGUGGACAAAUGUGGGGGGCAGGAAAGGAAAUGAAGGUCAAACAAGGCCAAUAUGAUUCAGAAUGAAAAGGAGGGAGGAAAGUAUAAGGAGCCAGCUGCAAUUACUAAAUGUUACAUUAAGAAGAGCUGAAAUUGAGAGGGGGAGGUAUGGGUAUUUUACUAAGUGGAUUAAUGUCCUCUUCUUGGGGUGUCUGAAGUUGCAGCUUUUAAUUUAUUUGGUGCAGGGUUUUCUUGUGAAAUUCUUAAGGGGGUGGAGGGAUAAGUAGGGACAAUUAUAAACAGAAGGUAGAAAAGGGGAACAUACCAUACUUUUCAUAAAUUUAACUAAAAUAAACAGGGUUUGAAGCCAUGGACAAAGGUAGUCAACAAAAUAUGUAGUUCAUUAUAAUAGAACUUAAAGGAGAAUUAGAGGUACAUACAAAAAAAAAAAAAAGACAAAAACACCCACAGAGAUGUGUCAAGCCAAGGAUUUUGAGUGACUUAGAGGCUAGUUUAUUGCUGCUCUCCUUUCUCCACCCAUUAAAAAAAAUAAAUCAUAACUCUGGCAUGUAGAAACCUAGUCAUGAACAUCAUUUAUUAAUAUAAACUUAAUCCUGUGCUGUUCUUUGGUGGGUGGUAAAAACAUGAACUAACAACAACUGGCCUAAAACAGGAUGAUUCUCUCAAAUACUGGGAAGCCAUAAGGAAAGAGAAACUCCUAAUAUGCUCUUUCACUUUAUUUAUUUUACUGAAGGAUAAAGUCAAAAAGUGGGGAGGGCAGAGCCAAAUCAAAGAAGGACCAGAUGCUUGAAGGAGAUUUUUAAAGUCUUCCUAAAUAUGUACCAGAAGAGGAGAUGCGCUUGGAACCUGGUGUGAUUUUUAUCAAUUUAUUAAUCUGCUCACCUAUUACCACUUCUGGGGGAGGUGGGAAAGCAGGCUGUCUGCCUUCUACAUCCAAAGAGAUCAGGGCAGAGACUUAAGCAUGUUCACAUUCCCUGAGUGUAACUCUGCUGUCCUGGGGCUGGAACCAGUCCACGAAGGUACUGGGUUCAAGCACACGCCUGGCCAAUAACAUUAGGAAUCAUUUAUACUGAAAAUAUGGAUCAGGAGGUACUUAAGAAUUACUGAUUCACAACUAUUAAUCGGGAAUGCAAAUUGCAUUAUUCAGGGGGUGGGCAAAUCACUGAACUGGAACCACAUGAAAAGGCACUUUUUAUAAAAUCUGUGGGGGGAAAUGACAUUGGUGAAAAAUACAAAUGAAAAAUGGGAAAGUAUCAUCUACAAAGAGGAAGAUCCCGUAAAAUGACUGAACAAGGUGGCCUGGUGGCCUUCAACCUGGUGCAUCGAUUCUGUCAGUAAAUAGAUAACUGACAAAGAGGUGAAGCCUUCUAUUUCUAAAACUGACCUAGCAACAAGAGGGAGAAAACACAGAGGAGUACAUUGCCCCGUGGCUCAGGGUGACCCUCACAGGUCGUGUAACUCUAGUGUUAAAAAUGAGGGCACAGAACUAGCGGUUUGUAAUGCGCAGUGAGUGGGCUUUGGAUUCUGAACACUCCUUCAUCUGUGGAGAAUUCAGCAUAUUGUGGAGGUGAACCAAUGUCUCACAUCCCAGGGACAGGGUGUUCUGUAAUCAUAGUUAAGAGGAAAGUCAUCAAAGCACACACCUUUUUCCUUUAUUCCUCAUGAGCUGCAGAGCCAUGGUGGGGAACUCGUGCUCUCUCUGUGCUUGCUGCUAUCUUCCCUGGCUUUCAGUCGGCUUAGCUUUUUCUCUGGAUUUCUAAUGCUGUGAUAGCAGGCCAGGGGGAAAAAAAAGGAAUCUACAAAACUGAAAAACAAAAUACGUAUGUGCCUGAGUGUAUGUGUGUGUGCGCGCGCGCCGGUGGAUUUCGCUGAAGAUAAAUGAAUUGCAACAGUCUAAGCACCAAAUUUUAAAACUUAAAAAGUAUGAGUAAUGGAGUUUUGAAGAAGCGAAAUGUGCUCGAGAGGAGUAUUUAUAGUCCUUUUUCUGUGAGAGGGCCCCCAGACCUCUGGGUGCAUCAGCAAACUGUCCUCCUACCGGAGCGUGCAGCUGCGAUUUGGCCCCAGGCACCACCUACCCAGAGUCACUACCAAAGGCAUUUUACAUUUGCACAGAUAAUAAAAGGGGGGGGGGGGGACGAGAAGGGGCCGCUUUCCCCCUCAGCGUUCCGUGUUUCCUUUUGUCGCGGCCGUCAGCUGACACAUGGAAACUGUGCUGUACGUUUUCCUGCCUUUAAUCUGUAAUUAAGGAUUCCUUGUCUGGGGCUUGCUACUACCUCUUUUCGCCUUCCCUCCCGGCCUCUCGGGUCUUCCGCUCCGGGUCGGGUCUGGCCCCGCCGCCGCAGGCGGGGGCUCGAGGUCGCCCGGCUGGGCCCCGGGGCAGCGGGGACGCGGCGGGGCGCGGGGGCCUCGGCCCGGCCCUGCGCUCGCCCGCCCGGGAGCGCGCGCCCCGGCGCUGCCCCGCCCCGCCCGGUCCCGAUCCCCCUCCUCCCCCCAGCCCCCGCGAGCCUGUGCCCGGCGUCGGGGCCGCUGCGCCAAGGCUGCCCGCAGCGGGACGGGUCGCCCGCGGGUCCCCUGGAAGCCGCCGCCCUCGCCGCUCGUCCUCUCCCCCGCGUCGCGGCGCCUCCGCGGCCGGCAAGCCCGCGCUCCCGUCCUCCGCGGCGCCCUAGAUGCCCUGCGUGGCGCCGUCCGGAAAGAGCGGACGGCGAUCUGCACGUCUCCGGGCGCUAGGAAAGGGGGCAGGGGGGCGACGGUGAGGUCACGGGGUCGUGGCCGAGCCCGCUCGGCUACGUAGAGCCUCGAGGCCGAGGGCCGAGCGAACCCGGGCGGCGGCCGCGCUCACGCCCACGCCGGCGCCCACAGUCGCGGGGAUCCCUUGCAGCCCCGCGCGCUGGCGCGCACCGACACUGACACGCACACCGCCACGCGCGUUCCGGCACUCACGCGCUGCCACGCACACGCGCCGCGUGGCCCACCGCUGCCCUUGCUUGCGCGGGGCGGGAACCUUCCCUGUGGGAGCCCGGGGAAGGCAGCGCAGCUCUUGGCGGGGGGGUGGGGGGGGGGGGCAGGACAGCACUCUCUCCAGUCGUCGAAGUAUUUUACUGAACUGGGUUCCCGGAGUCGGCCGCAGUCCUCAGUGAGACGCUCUGAUGAGGGUGCGCUGAGCAAAAGCAACAGUACUGAUUUCUGUGCCCCCUCCCCUUAAAAAAAAAGAAGAUUAUCUUAAGGAAAAAAACCGAGGAGGGAGUGGGGAUGGGCGCAGACACUCUCCAGGCAGAGAUUCUGGCUAUUAGCUUAAAUUUUCUUCUCCUUCUCUCGUGUAUCCCGACGUGUGAUUUAAAUCCUACCCCAGGCCCCCAGCGCUGUCCUUUUCACUUCUUACCUGUGUUUAGGAUUACCAACUUUGUUUCUCCUCCUAACCAACCACCAAUUGGUUAUUUAGGAGGAGAGGAGAAGAGGGGUUAAGAGGUAUUCAGGCAGGAGAAUAUUUAGAAGCAUCGCGUUUCUGAAACACUUGUAAUUUCGGAAGUUUAAUGUCAUUUUGAGGUUUCUAAAAUUUUUAGAGCCUCCCUGCACUAGUAUUAUUUUUUUCGCAUUCGAUGUUUAUUUGAGUGUACACAUUUAGAAUUGUAUGUGUAAGAGGAAAAAAAUCCCCCUUGUCCCUGGUUUCACCAAUGCCGUUUGCGUUAUCGUCUCUCUUUCCCACCAAUAGAGAUCGUGAGCUAAAGUGGCUUACGCCAUGACCAAAUAGAAGAAACCUUAAUCUGGAGUGUUCAUGACCUCAGUUGCCAUCCAUCUCUCAAGAUUCUACCCACUCUGUUUGAAAUAUUACUUGAAUUGUAGACUUGGAAAUAUGGGUUGAUGGGUUGGUUGGUAGGCUGGUUGGUUAAAAUGUAAGAAAAGCAGCCCAACGGUAAACCGAGGUAGGGGAGGUUGGCCUACAUAAGCCUACCCUUGAAAGGCUGAACCAGAACGCGUGGGAAGUGCAUGGAGAAGAGACUGUCGCUAAACAGUGAUAACCAGGGCUUUCAAAAAUCAUAAAACUGAUUGAAAUAUCCGAUUCAUUAUUUAUUCAUCGCAGCACAACUUUGCAAAUCCAAGAAUAGUGUUUGAAAACCAAGUGCCUUCUAUUUUGUACAUCAACUCAGCAGAUGGGUCUCCCUUUCAAAAUGUAGCUAAAGGGUUAAAGCUGUAGUUUUAGAAAAGUAUCUCAGGAAAUGACAUUAAGAUCUGAUACAUUUCCCUUUAUUUCUGGCAAUAAUAUCCCCCAAAGGAAAAAAAGAAGAUCUACUUAUUGAUAUGAUGAUAAUGUUUCUCGUCAUGAGUACAAGUGUCAGAACGAUUCCUGUUUGUGCAAGUGUUUUUAAAACUGCGAGGACACUUUCACUACUAUGAAAGCUGACAAGCCAAUGAAGGAGAACUUCUUUUAACUCCAUAAUAGCAGGUUACAUAGUAAAUGAACACGAUGGUCAAAGAGCCAAUUAUGGUAUAAAUAUCCGUUGUUUACACAGAGGUGUUAAAUGAGCCUUUGGAGUACAAAGGAUUAGGCCCGUCUAAGCUACCAUUUGUUCUUCAACCUAUUAUGUCUUUCCUUUAAAAGGCCAGUGCCACUGUAGGUAAUAUGCACACACAACGUACUUCUCUAUGUUGAUUUUAGUUUGCUUUAUUUCAAUGCACACUGUUGUUUACUUUUUAAAAUUUAAAUAAAUGUCAGCAUUGUAUAAUUUCUAUGUUAACAAAGCAGUGAGCAAAAUCCCUUGUAUGUUUAUAAAAUAUUAUUGUUUAAUUCACAUAGUUUAGAAAUUCCAAAUGUUGAGAAUAGGAAGGAGGCCAAAUACCAUCUGUUUAUAACUAUGAUGCAUCGUAAUAUGUGUACUUUUAAAAGGAGUUUGGUCAAUCAUGCCACUAUUUUAUCUGCUCGGAAUAUGUUGAAGAUUUAAAAUGUAAUUUACGGGAUUACUUUUAGUGCAUGGCGUCCAACUGUGAGUUGUAAAGAAA